Frieseomelitta varia is the source of this 2769-nucleotide messenger RNA. It is a transcript of the gene Prp31, whose product is annotated as U4/U6 small nuclear ribonucleoprotein Prp31. Gene Ontology annotation, cellular component: U4 snRNP; U4/U6 x U5 tri-snRNP complex; precatalytic spliceosome. The record is from RefSeq and is a predicted model, not a curated record. Bases 97 to 1566 code for a protein of 489 amino acids. NCBI's taxonomy places the organism in Eukaryota, Metazoa, Arthropoda, Insecta, Hymenoptera, Apidae. Gene Ontology annotation, biological process: mRNA splicing, via spliceosome; spliceosomal tri-snRNP complex assembly. The transcript is spliced from 8 exons.
CGCUGCACGUAGAUGGCGCAACGAUAGGUGUAUAAGCGUAGUUGUCAAAGAGGUUGAGAAAGUGUGAAGUUUAAAUUAAACGUUUGCAUAGGAAAUAUGUCGUUAGCUGAUGAACUGUUGGCGGAUCUCGAGGAGAAUGACGACAACGAUCAUAUGGCGGAGGAGCCAGAGCCGGAUUUUAUUCCGGCCUCUGUCUCGAAAACCAUCGAAGAAGAAAUAAAAGUAGCUUCUGUAAGAGAGUUGGCGAAGCUUCGUGACUCGGAACAGUUGCAAAAAGUAAUGUUGCAGAUAGAAAAGUACAGUAAAAUUCCUAGGAAGUCUGCAGAUAUUAUCGGGCCCGUUGAGUCUGACCCAGAAUAUCAGCUUAUUGUUGAGGCAAAUAAUAUGGCUGUGGAUAUUGAUGAUGAAAUAGCUACUAUACAUCGGUUUACCAGAGACAAAUACUCUAAAAGAUUUCCAGAAUUAGAAUCUUUAGUUGUUGGUCCAUUGGAAUAUGUAAUGACAGUCAGAGAAUUAGGAAAUGAUUUAGACAGAGCAAAGAACAAUGAAACUUUACAACAAUUUCUCACUCAAGCAACGAUUAUGGUGGUUUCGGUUACUGCGUCUACAACACAAGGACAAUUGUUAACGGAAGAAGAAAAAGAAGCCAUUUGCGAGGCUUGUGAUAUGGCAGUGGAGUUGAAUAAUUGCAAAUUAAAAAUCUUUGAGUAUGUUGAAAGUAGAAUGGCAUUCAUUGCUCCAAAUCUUUCUGUAAUAGUGGGAGCAUCUACAGCAGCAAAAAUUAUGGGUGUUGCUGGUGGAUUGACGAAACUUUCCAAAAUGCCAGCUUGCAACGUCCUAGUUUUGGGAUCUCAAAAAACCACGUUGUCUGGAUUUUCUCAAGUAACAACUUUACCUCAUACUGGAUUUAUAUAUUACUCUGAUAUUGUACAAGAAACACCACCAGAUUUACGAAGGAAGGCAGCAAGGCUUGUCGCGGCGAAAAGUAUGCUAGCUGCCCGAGUCGAUGCAUGCCAUGAAAGUACAGAUGGUCGUAUCGGUCAAAUGUUUCGCGAAGAAAUUGAGAAGAAGCUCGAUAAGCUUCAAGAACCACCUCCUGUAAAAUUUGUGAAACCUUUGCCAAAGCCUAUCGAUCCGGGGCGAAAGAAACGCGGUGGUAAACGCGUCAGAAAAAUGAAAGAACGCUAUGCUAUCACCGAAUUUAGGAAACACGCGAACAGAAUGAAUUUUGCUGAUAUCGAAAAUGAUGCCUACCAAGAAGAUCUUGGUUAUUCGCGUGGAACGAUUGGCAAAGCAGGAACAGGUCGCAUUCGAUUGCCGCAAAUUGACGAAAAAACAAAAGUACGGAUAUCAAAGACACUCCAAAAGAAUUUGCAAAAGCAGCAACAAUGGGGUGGCAGUACAACAGUUAAGAAACAAGUUUCCGGUACUGCAUCAAGUGUUGCAUUUACUCCGCUGCAGGGAUUGGAAAUUGUAAACCCGCAAGCCGCAGAAAAGAAAGUAAACGAAGCUAAUGCUAAAUAUUUCUCGAACAUAGCUGGAUUUUUGAAAGUAAAAAAGACAUAGAGGAAAUUGUACAUAAUGUAAAAUGUAAUGUAUCAUUAUUUAUUAUAUAUUUUAUAAAAGUCUGACUGAAAUUGAUUUGUACAGAUGUAUCUUGUAUUAUUGUAAGGAAGAUUUUGAAAAAUUGUAACGCAUUUAUUUGUGUUUAUAUUUAAUUAAUAUUAGAUUUCGUCAAAGUAAUAAUUAAAAAUCAAAUAUGUGUGGAAAAAAUGUUACUUGCUUAAUAUUAUACGUUCACUAAGUAUUUAAGUAUUGAGAUACGUCGGCCGCAAUAAGAGCGUAACUGGAAAGAAAUAUAUGUAUCGUCGUACACAGACAAUUUGCAAAUAUAAUAGAUGACAGAUGACCCGCCGGGUGAACUGAUCGUAAAAAUAAACAGUGCGAAAGACUUGCUAACUAGAGUGAAAAGGGACGUUGGCGUGUAGCGAACUUGGAGAAAAAAGGAUGGAUAUACACAUGUGAGAAGCGUGGUUGCGGCGGUGAGAGAUAGAGAAGGAUAGAAGGAACACCGGGUGGAACGAACGGCAAACCAGAACUGGGUGUCGUAAGGUAAUCGUUGAAUGCCUUGGGUACUCGUGUGUGUUCUCACUUCGUCUCUCAUCUCCCUUCGACGAUACGUAUAUUAUGUGAAAUUCCACGUUGCUCGUGUGUUUCACUCAGUACUACGCGGGAUAUGUGACUGUGCCUUGAUUGUGAUACGGGAAUCGUAAGAGAACUGCUGUGACAAGGUGGAAAUUCCUUGUCUUCUCGUUUGCGAAUCCACCGGAGAAACCGGUGGCGAAAGAAUAACUCCUGACAACCAUGGCGAGUUUUAAAGACUUGGAGAAUGAUUGGUACUCGUUAUGUCAGGAUUGCACUGACUGCUGGACGCAAUCUGGUGAGUCUUUACUUUCUUUUUAAAUUUCCGAGGAAUCAUGGGGGCAUGGAAUAUUUUAAAAAUUAAUUACAAAAAUUUGAUCUCUAAAAACGUGUUUGAAAACAUUUUGAUCUUUACUUCCUUGUAGAGAGUCUACAAGUUUUUACUGCGUAGAUUCCUUACUUUUUCUUUUUUUUUUUAUAAAUCUACCAUUGUUGGUUUCAAAAAAUAAUUACACUUUGACUUUGAAAGUAUAAAAAUAACGACAAUUAAUGACACGCUUUGUAUAUACAUGUUGUUAUAUGUAUCGUGUUAUCAUGUCAACAUUAGACGAUGAGAAAUAGGACGUA